Molecule: messenger RNA, 864 nt
Organism: Closterium sp. Naga37s-1
Lineage: Eukaryota; Viridiplantae; Streptophyta; Zygnematophyceae; Desmidiales; Closteriaceae
Source: the annotation of a GenBank genome assembly
GGCCACGAGGGGCGCUACGCCAUAUACGUGCAUGCGUCCAACACGUCCUUCUCCUUCCCGCCCGGCUCCUCGCCCCUCUUCCGCGGCCGCCUCGUGCCGGGUGGAGAGGUGCGGUGGGGCGAGAUGUCGAUGGUGGAUGCGGAGAGGCGCCUGCUGGAGGCGGCGGUGCAGGACGAGGCCAACAGCUUCUUCGCGCUGCUCAGUGAGAGCUGCAUACCCUUGUGGCCGUUUGACUAUGUGUACAGCUACAUCGCCUCCUCCUCCGCCAGCUUCGUUGACGCGUACGCGGACCCCUACAGCACGUCGUUCGGGCGGUACAUCCCGCAUAUCUUCAUGCCCGUCAUCCGCCGCCACCAGUUCCUCAAAGGCAACCAGUGGUUCAUCUUGCAGCGGCGGCAUGCGGAGGCGGUGGUGGGGGACACGCUGCACUACGCCAAGCACAACCUCAGCUGCGCCUUUCGGUUGCAGUGGGGCAAGCUGUGCUGUGCGGAUGAGCAUUACAUUCAAACCUUCUUGCAUAUGACAGACCCACGCGGCAUAUCGCGCUACCCCACCACCUUCACGGACUGGAGUGCCAACGACUGGCACCCCUCACUCUACCUGGGCGCCAACAUGACAGACCAAGUCAUCACCACCACCAAGACGGCAAGGCAGUUCAUCACGUAUCGCUCUUUCUGGCAGGACUUCAAGUCCAACUACUCCCAUAUAACCAACCCCUCUGCACCGCAGCCUCCUCUGGCGGUGGGCAACGGGCAUUGUGUGCUGGGGGGGGAGCCGCGCAACUGCUUCCUCUUUGCGCGCAAGUUCCACCCCUCCACACUGCCCUUCCUCAUGCGCAAGUCCCAGCAGCUCCUCGGCUUCUAG